AUGCAGAACCUAACCAACCACGGCCAAAGCUUCGAGGCUGACUCCACCAUCUGCAGUUGCGCGGAGAAGGAAAAGCAGCCCAACAUCCCCGGCGCGCCGCAAUCGCUGAUCCCGGCAGCACAAGGGCGCGAGUCCGCCUCCAGCCGCAUCUCCAUCCGGGUAGCUGCGGAGGGGAGGCUCGGCUACUUCCCGCCCGGCUCCGGAGCUCCUCCGAGUAGGGGGACGGUAGCCGCAGAGGCGGACGCGCAGGGCCCCCUUCUGGGGACCGCCGGUGCGCGAACGCUUCAGGCUUCGGGGAGCCCUAAUCUCGACGCAACCCCGACAGAAGACGCGCAGCGGCGUUUCGUAAUCAAAGGUGGACUUUUUCUUGCUACAGUUGCUACUGCAGGAAUGCUAGCAGGUUUUGGUAUGACACUUGCCAUGACGAAAAAGAAAAGCCCCAAUUGGUUCAAUAAGGGUGUAAUUGCCACAGCAGCUUUGCCUGAAAGUGGCUCCUCCCUUGCUUUACGGGCCCUUGGAUGGGGUUCACUCUAUGCCUGGAGUGGAGUGGCAUUGAUCAGUUUUACUAUCUGGAAGGCUUUGGGUGUUCACAAUAUGAAUGAAUUUCGGAACAAAAUGCAAUCAUUAUUUCCAUCAGUUCCAAAAACUGCAGUAAAUUCUGUUGAAUGGGAGGAUGUUUGGAAAUCCAAGUGAACACUAUAUGGAGGAAUUUGUACUAAGCCUUAUAAAGUACAGAGGAAUGAAAAUAUACCUAUUCGUAAUGGUAUGCAGUCAGUAGUAUCAACACUGCCCCCUUAGUUUUCCAGGCAAGGGUCAAUUUUACUCUUAGUGGUUUUGACUUCAGUGGUGAUAAGUGCAGAAAAAGGUUAAAAAGUGCAUGAAGCUUGGUUUGAAAAAGCAUGCUCAGUAUGUUGCAGUAAAACAAAGAGACUAACCCUGAAGGAUGAGUUGUUGACCAAGUUAAUGGGUAAUAGUAACCUUAUGUUAUUCUCUCCAACACUGAUUCAUAGUGGUUUUUACAAGAAGGUAUCAACCAUUAAAGCAGACUGAACACAUUGAACAAUGUGAAAAAUUUAAUAGACAAAUAAAGUGAUUGUUAUUAAACCUUA
Messenger RNA from Python bivittatus (Burmese python), 1109 nucleotides. It is a transcript of the gene TMEM242, whose product is annotated as transmembrane protein 242. Lineage: Eukaryota; Metazoa; Chordata; Lepidosauria; Squamata; Pythonidae. The record is from RefSeq and is a predicted model, not a curated record.